Molecule: messenger RNA, 842 nt
Organism: Myzus persicae (green peach aphid)
Lineage: Eukaryota; Metazoa; Arthropoda; Insecta; Hemiptera; Aphididae
Exons: 1
Coding region: 1-834 (277 amino acids)
Source: RefSeq, a predicted model, not a curated record
AUGUGUUCCGGCAAUCAUACACGCGAUCUUCUCUCUCUCGAGAAUGAAACUCAACCGCCGACUAACGAGAACGCGAACCCGCCGUCCGAUAACGUGUCCGCCGCGAGUUUCGCGCAAGUGCGUCUACCUAAUUUUUGGCGGCACUCUCCACGCGAAUGGUUUUUCCACGCCGAGGCCGUUUUCGCGAACCACCGUUUACGUUCUGACACCUCGAGGGCGAAUUUCGUUAUCGCCGCGUUAGACGAGGAAGGCAUCAAGACUGUUUGCGACCUCAUCGGGCCCGAAGUUCGUUUCGAGAGCCUUAAACAGCGCCUCAUCUCCGCAUUCGCGGUACCCCAAACCACGCGUUUUCGCAGCAUCGUCCAGCCAGGCGGUCUAGGCGAUAGACGGCCAUCACAAUUGUUGCGUGACAUGCGCUACAUUCUUCCGGACAGUAUCGGCGAGGACGCUCUCAAGCAGUUUUGGCUACAAAAAUUGCCAUCAACAACCGCCGCGAUCAUUUCCGGACAAGAUGGGUCGCUGGAGGAACUCGCAGCACGCGCUGAUCGGGUCAUGGAGGCGACGUCCACUUACGAUGUUCACGCGGUGAACACGUCCGAACCGUCAACCGACCGAUUCCGCUCAAUCGAGAACGCGAUAGCAGCACUCACGGCACAAGUCGCCAGUUUGGCCACACUGCAGGCCAACGGUUCUAAUCACAGCCGCUCGAGAUCGCGCUCCAAAUCACGGUCGAACAAUAACAAAAACAACGGCAUGUGUUUUUAUCACAACCGUUUCGGUGCGUCCGCUCGUAAAUGCAUAGCACCUUGCGCUUACAAGUCUCCGGAAAACUAAUAGGCGCG